Lodderomyces beijingensis is the source of this 2550-nucleotide messenger RNA. Lineage: Eukaryota; Fungi; Ascomycota; Pichiomycetes; Serinales; Debaryomycetaceae. The record is from the annotation of a GenBank genome assembly.
AUGAGCGUGGGAGGGGGUCACGAGGGUGAAAGGGGGUAUUUGCAUCAACAUGUCUUCCAUGCUCGCGAACCGUUCCGAUACGGUGGAGGUAAUGGAGGUAAUGGAGGAGGGGAGGGUGGGCAUGAGAUGAGUGGAGUCGUUAGCCACUUGCGCGGACUGCCGUCUGUAUCCGGUGGCGGGGCUAGCGUGCUGGGUCCAGCGUCGGCUCUGGUGCAUCCGAACCACCAUGGUAAUGGUGAUGGUGAUGGUGAUGCCGCGCGGGGAUCGCAUGCGUCGAGUUUGCUGGACUCGAGUGUUGGUUUGCGCAGGUACAAGAUCGCCGAUAUCUUGUCGCCCGCAGACCAGGAGUUUCUCCAUGAUGAUGACGCCGACGACCGGGGGAAUUGGGGCGAUGUCGCCGCGGAUGACGUGCGUGGUUUGUUUGGCGAUGCCGGGUUGUUGGUGCAUGACACGUUUGAUGUGUUUGGGCUUGGCUUGCACUUGGGGCUGGAGUUGUAUCUGGGGAAGCCGUGCGGCUUGGAUCAUCUCGUCCCUGAUAUGGGCCGUGUUGAUGAAGUGCUGCGGCCUAGAAGAUCAUCUCCACUGGUUCUGGUGGGUGUUGACCGGGUGCGUCAUGAUGUUGAUGGAUUGGGGUACCCUAGCUCAGACGAUGUUAGCAUCGCCACCACCACUGCCACCACCACAUUUGCUGAUUUUCCCAUGGAGGAAUUCAGCCAACACAUGUAUGUCAAGAGCGGUCCGCUCGUGGAUGAUGAACCCCUAAAGUCGAACAAGGAGUUGAUUGAGCUGACACUCAAGAAUUUCGACUUGACGGGCCCCCACGAGGCCUACUUGAACAAAAUGACUAAUCUGGACUUGCUGUAUCAUAUGUACCCCUUUGCCAAGGACAUUGAGAGUAACGAAGUGGUUAAGAUCUUGUUGAAAUACAGCCAGGGUUGCUCGUAUUUGCUUACGCUGUUGUUGCUGUGUUCUGCCACUUUCCAAUUUGUCCAAACUCGCAAGGUUAUUCAUGAACAGAAUAGCGCCAAGUAUACUAGUGUCACGUUGAAAUUGUUGAGCGAGGCGUUUCCCCAGGAAGGUGGCGCCAGUAACAGCGGCAGUGGCAGUAACGGCAGCAACACGCGAGCUUUGGCGAAUGAUAUCGAGAAGUUGUUAUUGACUAUCCUUGUGCUUACGCUGACAUUCACCGCAAUGGCGUAUUUCCAAAACACCGCGGUGGAAAACCAGCCGCAACUGCAGCAGCAACUGCAGCAGCAGACGCAACGGCUUCCCCCAUCGAGAGCCUUAUCUUGGAAAACCCAUCUACGUGGAGUCAAGGACUUGCUAUUAAAAUACACCGACAUCACCCAGAAGAACCACGGCGGCAGUCACGCCAAAUGCGUCUCGGACGGGUUAGCGUUGGCCCGCGUCUGGUUCUUUGCGAUUGAAUCCGUAGCCGAGUUGAAUGACCCCCUCGGUGGCACGUUAAAGUACUCGAAGAAAAACAUCUCCACCGUGAGCGACAUCAUCAAGACCGACGCUGAGCUUGACCGUCUGGAUAUGGGUUAUUUAUGGCUCCAAACGGGUUAUUUCAACCGCGAGAAGAACAAGGAGUAUCAUGAUGCGUUAUUGCGUAUUGGGUUGAUUACGCCGCCCCCGUCUCCGCCGAUACCGCUGCAUGUGCGUGCUCGGCUGGUGCAGUUCAAUAUGUAUAUUGGAUGCAGUGUUUACGUGGUGAAGUUGAUUGACGAGUUUACCAAGUGUUUGGAUCUUUUGCGAGAUAGCAUCAGCAAGCGUGAGGAUAACAAUGUCAACGACAAAGUGCACGUCAAAGAGGAGAAACAUGAUGCUGCUGAUCAUCAUCGUGUUGAUCAUUACUCACAGAUAUCGGGGACUCGUGUCGCUCACAUAAUGUCGCUUAUCGACUCAGCGAGACAGAAUGAGAUUGUCCCCGGAGUCAAGCGUGAAAACUUCAUGAUCCCCCUGACGUCACCCGCGCAUCCACACUAUAGCAAACCCGACAAGAUCCAUCUACCCAGCUCAUGCUACGGCCAAGAACUUACACCCCAAGGCGAGCAAAUCUACUAUUCCUGGUUCGACCUAUCGGAACAGAUCCACGUGGACUCAUUCUGUCUCAAGUUGUUCACCACGCGCGGCUUGAUGAAGCUUGCUCGACUGCACCCCUUGGUGAAUGAAUUAAAGAUCCGCUUGCUCAACGGCAUGUUCUACAUCAAGCUGAAGCCCGCGCUGGAUCCGAGUGACAUCUACGUCGAGACUCAACAUUACUACACGCUGAAACGGUUGUUUGAUGCGCGGGCCAUGAUGGUGCAGAGCUGCUACCGCGCGUGCUCAAAGUUGAGGUGCGAAGACGACGAGUUUGAGAAGUUGGAGUUGUACUUCAGGCUGUUGGUCAAGUUUGGCAAUGGCAGUUCGAUGAUGGCGUUGGAUCAUGUGUGCAAGAUGCGGGCCAAGGCGAGAGAAGAACGAGAAAAGGUCGCCAAUGGUAAUGUGGAGUUGCGCGAUGAGGAGAGUGAUGAAGUUAGUAAUAUUGACAUUAUACCUUUUGCAUAG